Diachasmimorpha longicaudata is the source of this 2521-nucleotide messenger RNA. RefSeq names its product SHC-transforming protein 1 (gene Shc). Gene Ontology annotation, molecular function: receptor tyrosine kinase binding. Gene Ontology annotation, cellular component: plasma membrane. NCBI's taxonomy places the organism in Eukaryota, Metazoa, Arthropoda, Insecta, Hymenoptera, Braconidae. Gene Ontology annotation, biological process: cell surface receptor protein tyrosine kinase signaling pathway; intracellular signal transduction. The transcript has 10 exons. Bases 687 to 1997 code for a protein of 436 amino acids. The record is from RefSeq and is a predicted model, not a curated record.
ACAAUACCACAGCUUAGAUAUUUACGACAAAUACGACAUUCCAAAUAGGUGUGCUGUGUCUAGUAGGAGUUCUCUAUACACAUAGAAUCUGAACCCACGCAACAUAAAGUCCGGUGGAAACCUAAAACAUUGAGUUCCGUCCAUGCGCAGAGGUUCCCCUGGAAUGUGUCAUUCGUUCCUGUAUCAGCUGUCAAACCCCAUUGACGCCUAUCCUGGUGCUACGGAUGUGUAUUUAAGUUUUUUCUUGACCGCAGAGGAAUACAGCACGUAAUAUCACUGUGUACAUGAAUACACAACUGUUUAUUAAGUGUAUUAGUAUCGAUGACUCGGUUGUUUUCCAAUGUAACGGGGUGCAUCGUCAAUAAUUCAGACUGAGUGAAUAUAAACAUUGUUGCUCCGAUUUUUGCAGCACUGGUCAGUGUAGUAAAUAAUGUUUAUGUUGCUCAUGUCGACACGCUUAGAGUGAAUAUUAUUCAGUACUGAGUUUAUCGCGGAUGUAACGAUGAUUGAAGGUUAAAUUUUUUAACGAUAAUUGUGCAUGGGCGUCUGGAAAUCAUCAUUGGAUGUCACAACGUAUGGAAAAAUAGUACCUUUCACCCGGGACAUUGGAUGCAGAUUUUCAUAGUGAGUUUCGAGGGAACUUCGGUGAAUUCAACUGAGUGCCAUUUUCAGAGUGGAAUGCAGCAAUGGCCAGUGGAAGCUUCAUAAGCAAGCCGGCUAGAGGAUGGCUCCAUGCAGAUCAUCUGGUCGAGGAGGGAAUCACUUACGCUGUGCGGUACAUUGGGUGUCUGGAGGUCUACACGUCUAUGAAGAGUCUGGAUUUUGAAACGAGAUCAUGCGUAGCAAAAAAAUGUAUCAACCGAGUCUGUGAUGCAGCGGGGUUAAAUUCUGCAGUCAAAAGAAGACGGGUUAACAGAACAGUUCUACAAGCAAUCGCUAAUACACCGUUCAUGGAGCAUGCGGGCUCCAAUAUAAAUCUGACAAUCAGCAGCACUAGUCUGACACUUACGUCCCUUGAGACCGGUCAUGUCAUAGCUAAACACGAAAUGCCGAGGAUUUCAUUUGCUUCUGGGGGUGAUACGGAAAUACUGGACUUUGUCGCGUAUGUAGCAAAAGAUGUGCAAGACUGGCGAGCGUGUUUCGUAUUGGAGUGUGGUGGUGGUCUGGCCCAAGAAGUCAUAUCAACGAUUGGUCAGGCAUUCGAAUUGAGAUUUAAAGAAUUCCUUACAACACCUUCUUCAUUGCAUCCGGCGUUGAAUGGAAUUCGAGAACCAGACCGGGAUUACUACAACGAUUUACCCGGAAAAGUCCCCCCCGACAUCGGACCACCACCGGUGCCACCACUUCCUGCCACGACUUCAACUCUACCCAAUCUUAAACAUCACCAUUCUUCACAGAAUCAUGCGCUGUCGAAUCAUAUUCAAUGCACAUUUGUCAAUGGUCGGAGACGGCAAGCCCCUGGACAACCGUGGACAGAAACUGGUAACUUAAUUGAUCUGAGUUCGGACGGUGCUGCAUCUGCUCAACCAGAACAUAAUUAUGUUAAUGACACCGUCGUUGCAACCAGCCAUGAAAAUAGACCUUCGCCGCAACCCUCAUCGCUAUUUGAUGCAUUCGACAUGCAGCCAUUCAGCACAGCAAUAUCAGAGAUGAACAAAUUGAGUCCGCGUUUUCAACAGAAUCAACUGAAAACAGAAGCUUGGUACCACGGCAGUGUCAGUCGUCCGGAAGCAGAAUCAAUGCUGACUAAAGACGGUGACUUUUUGGUUCGUGAGUCCCAGGGCUCACCGGGACAAUACGUCCUUACAGGGAUGAAUAAUGGAACCCCAAAGCAUUUACUUUUAAUUGACCCCGAGGGAGUUGUUCGCACCAAGGACCGUAUUUUUGACAGUGUCAGCCAUCUGGUGAAUCACCAUUGUGACAACGCGCUUCCAAUUAUAUCAGCAGACAGUGCGCUUGUACUUCGAUAUCCAGUCCCACGAAGAAGCGAUUAUUGAUGGAAUCGUCUCUGAUCUUCCUGAAAAAAGAGAAAGUGUGAAAUAUUGCUAUCGAGUCGUAAUGUUAGCGAAUGGGUAAUACAAAGCCAAUAGGAUAGAAGAGAAAGUAAAAAUAAUUUAAGAAUGAUUUUUACCAGUGCCACCAAUUCCCAGCCCUCAAGUAGUAGAAUGAUUUAUUUCCCUGCUGAUAUUUUUUAAAAAUAAUUUUUAGGCUCAUUUCUUCCAUACCCCGUUUGACUUUUGCCGUUGGCUCGUGGCAUGCUGUGCUUAUGGAUGACAAAGUUUAAUUAACAAGUCUAGCACUUUCUCCUUGAAAUUCUAUUGGAGUUCAGUGGAAAUUUUCUAAAAUAAUUUUAUUAAUUUAUUGCAACAGUUAAAUUCCACAGUAUGAAAAUUUCAUAUGACCUUUUUGACCAAAAAUUUUAUAGAUAUAAAUCCAUAGAUUUUAAUUUCCUAUAGACAUUUGUUGGCAUAAAUUUCUGAUGCUCUUAUCUUUGUACUGAAUAAAUAACUGCACUGAGACA